CCACCAAAAAGUCAAAAUUCAGCAAAUACUGACGUUUGUGUUUGAGUUCAAACCUUUUAAUGCGAGUAUGCUAUCCACAGCAAGUUAUCAAUUAUCUUCUCUUGAAUGGAAGUCAAGAAAACAGCCAAUCAAAACCAUGCAGCCCACUACUGGACAAAAAACCCUCAAAGAUAAAAGGCUUAGCCCUCUCCUUUCAAACAUUUCAAACACCCUCAUCCUCCUUAGCCUAGCCUAAGGAAAUUAUUAGCACAUAGCAGCAGUCUCUCAUAUAUAGAUCUAUUUUAUCUUUUCUUGGCCUUGUUUAUUUUCUUGGAUUGUUUCCAGCACUUGAAAAUGCAAGGAAAAACCAGCUCUGACCUUCCACCUGGUUUUAGAUUCCACCCAACUGAUGAGGAAUUGAUCAUAUAUUACCUUCGUAACCAAGCCACUUCUAGGCCAUUGCCCGUGUCAAUAAUCCCAGAAGUUGAUAUUUACAAGUUUGAUCCUUGGCAAUUACCUGAGAAAGCAGAAUUUGGAGAAAAUGAAUGGUACUUCUUUACUCCUCGUGACAGGAAGUAUCCAAAUGGAGUGAGGCCUAACAGAGCAACUGUGUCUGGGUAUUGGAAGGCCACUGGCACAGACAAGGCCAUCUACAGUGGGUCUAAAUAUGUUGGUGUUAAGAAAGCUCUUGUGUUCUACAAGGGUAGGCCACCAAAGGGUAUUAAGAGUGAUUGGAUUAUGCAUGAAUAUCGCUUAAAUGAUUCAAGAAAGCAAGUCAAACAGCAAAAUGGAUCCAUGAGAUUGGAUGAUUGGGUCCUGUGCAGGAUUUAUAAGAAGAGAAAUAUUGGAAGAAAUUUGGAGGAGAAAGUAGAAAUUACAAAUACACAAUUGGAAAAACCUGUAGCUAAUGAUGCCAGUGAGCAACAAAUGCUGAAAAUUUCAAAGACAUGUUCCCUUUCUCAUCUACUGGAAUUUGAGUAUAUGGGAUCAAUUUCUCAGCUUCUAAACGACAACACAUACAAUCCAAGUUUAGAUUUCCAAAACGUCAUGAGCAAUGCUGGGACUGGGACUGACCAUGCUGAAAAUUUUCAGCUUGGAGAAAUGGCUACCCAUUAUACAAAUUCUGGGAAGUUCCAGGUGAAUCAGGGCAACCUUUUAAACCAGCCAUUAUUUGUGAAUCCAAUGGUCUAUGAAUUUCAAUGAUUUGCCUGGUUCUGACCAGCUUCAGAAGGGACAAUAUAGGUGUUUCUUGGACAUGACAGUGUUUGACAUCCAUUAGAAGUUGUAAAAAUUGUUUAUGCAGGGUAUACAUCUUACAGAAUAGUCAAUUGUGAUAUAGAUCUGAUACCAUCUAUUAAUUAAUAUAGGUUGCACAUAAGACAAGCUUAAAUGAUGUAUAUGAUGAUCACAUUCACCAUUUAAGUUGUGUCCUGUUGCUUUCAAUUAAAUGGAGAUUCUUUGUACCAAUUAUCUUAAUCCAAGGCAGCAUCAUAUUGUCAAAAA
Molecule: messenger RNA, 1482 nt
Organism: Hevea brasiliensis (rubber tree)
Lineage: Eukaryota; Viridiplantae; Streptophyta; Magnoliopsida; Malpighiales; Euphorbiaceae
Product: NAC domain-containing protein 1
Exons: 3
Coding region: 334-1182 (282 amino acids)
Biological process (GO): regulation of DNA-templated transcription
Molecular function (GO): DNA binding
Source: RefSeq, a predicted model, not a curated record